This is a messenger RNA of Glycine soja, 1181 nucleotides long. Its product is annotated as NDR1/HIN1-like protein 2. NCBI's taxonomy places the organism in Eukaryota, Viridiplantae, Streptophyta, Magnoliopsida, Fabales, Fabaceae. The record is from RefSeq and is a predicted model, not a curated record. The transcript has a single exon. The coding region runs from base 230 to 1006 and encodes 258 amino acids. Gene Ontology annotation, cellular component: plasma membrane.
UCCUCCCUUUCGUCAAUACCCAGAAAAAACAUAUUGUCCCCACUACUAAAUUAAAAGCUUCUUUAUCCCUUCUUCACUUUCCUUAUCCCAUCACUCCACUUAGAAUAAAUAAAUAAAUAUCAUUCAUAAUCUUAAUCUCUACAUACAUAUCUCCCUCAUUGUUUUUUGUUUGAGUGAAUUAAGUGUAACCUUUCUUCUAGCAUCAUCUACUCAUCCUCAAUUCUCAAACAUGCUUACCCUUCCACCCCCACCUCCUCCCCGACUCCUAACCACAAGGCAAACCAAACAAGUCUCUCCUGACCAAAUUGUCAUAUCAAAACUACCAAUCAAACAACAUUCUCAAGAAUCUGAUGCACCAAAUUAUGUUACAACAAAGUCAAUUAGGCCGCCGCCACCGCCACCACCACCACCACCAAUACUCAGGCAACCUCCAUUUCAAAGGACUAAUCCAAUCAUAUGGUUUGCUGCAGUGUUGUGCCUCAUAUUCAGCCUUCUACUCAUCUUCUUUGGAGUUAUAACUUUGAUCAUCUUCCUAGGAAUCAAGCCAAGAAACCCCUACUUUGACAUCCCCAAUGCAAACCUCAAUGCAGUGUACUUCGACUCACCAGAAUACUUCAAUGGUGACUUCACCCUCGUUGCAAACAUCACCAACCCCAACAAGAAGAUUGAUGUGAAGUUUGAAUCUUUUGAUGUCGAGCUUUUCUUCUCAGACAGGAUCAUAUCAACACAGUCCAUUGAACCCUUUACACAGAGGAGAAGGGAGAGCAGGUUGGAGUCCUUGCACUUCAUAUCCAGCUUGGUGUUUUUGCCUAAGGAUCUUGGUGUGAACCUUAAAGGACAGAUGCAAGGGAACAGGGUUAAGUACAAUGUAAGAGGAACCUUUAAAGUGAGAGUAAGUAUGGGGUUUUUCCAUUUGUCUUACUGGUUGCAUAGCAGAUGCCAGAUAGAGAUGACUGGUCCACCAACUGGUGUCUUGGUGGCUAGGAAGUGUAUCACAAAGAGAUGAAGGUGAAGGGGGUAGAAUUUUUCAUACCUGUUUGUUGCUUUCUAUGUUUGGAUUAAUAUACAGCUUGUUUGUAGCAGCAGUGUAAAAGAAUUCUGGAAACUACUUGAUGCACCACACAGUCAAUAUGAUGAUGGUCAAAGAGCAAAAAAAUAAAAAUAGAAAUCACUUUCCUUUA